CCACAACCGGGCCAUUCUUAUCAGAUGAAGCAAAGUGUAGGCAGAAGUGCAUGGACGAGCUUAUUUAAAUUAACCUAUUCUUAAAAUGAAUAAAGAUGAUUAUGAUCUGCUACAAUUUAAGUUUAAAAGGGAACCUGUAAAUAAUGCUGCCCUAGAUCUAUUACAAGGACUUGAAAAUCGUAGUUUAGGAUCUGUUAAGAAAAAUGUCAAAUCCAAAGAAGGCAUUGAACUCUUUGCAGAGGAGGAGUUUGUUAGGAAGCAGGAAUUCAGUGAAAUGCGCUGUGAGAUGCCUGGUAUACCCAGAUCCACUUUCCUGAUGGUGUUCAGUCCUGAUGGUACCAAAGUAGCUUCGACGCACGGCAACCACAACAUCUAUAUAACCGAUCUUAGGAACGGCAGGAAUAUAAAAACUCUGGUCGGCCAUCCGAGGACUCCAUGGUGUAUCGCCUUCCAUCCGACAUCCGAACAAAUCGUUGCUUCGGGCUGUCUAGGCGGGCAAGUCAGGAUAUGGGAUUUGAGUGGAGGCAGUGAAGUAUGGACAGCUAUCAACCACACUGUCAUAGCCUCUUUAGCGUUUCAUCCAAACGACAGAGUGUUAGCUAUAGCCACCGGCAAUUGCGUACAUUUCUGGGAUUGGAGUAAACCGGAUCCGUUUGCCACUCGUUCAACGUACACUCUAAAAGAAAAGGUUCGUUAUGUAGCGUUUGAUAGCUUAGGUCACAAGUUGAUAACAGGUAUAGCGAAUGGUCCGUUGACAAGGUGGGAAAUGGUCAGAGCGCCGGUACCGGUACCGCGACAAGAUUGGAACGCCAGCCCUUACAGACGACGAAUAACCCAACGACUUGCUGACCGGUUCGCUAACCAAAAUCAACCUUCCAGCUCCGAUGCUAACACAACUACUAAUCCCAGAGACUCUCUAAGCUAUCCAGAGAGAGAAAGAAGAAUCUCGAUGUGCUACCGAACCCUAGUAAAAGAAUAUGAACAAUUAGUUCAUAGGUAUCUCCAACUCUAUAGAUCUCCCACAAUGAUUGAUAGAGGUACAGACCCAAUGGAGCCGGAUUUGUGGUUUAACAACAGCGGUACCCAAACGUCCGAAUCGCAAGCCAGCACCAGCGACACGUCACAGCCAAGUACUAGCGGUACUGCACAAAAUCGUCCAAGAUCUGGCGUUUUAGAACCUACAGCCAGUGGUAGCUCCAGACCUAGCACCAGUAGUGCUACCGCUGGUCCAAUUGGACGAAGCAGUAGUGGAACCUCUGGAUAUAGCAGUGAUGGUAGUCCUAGAGCUGGUAGUAGUGGCGCCUCCAGGGUUAUUACGGUUGAACCUAGUAGUGGUAGUGGUACUCAGGGACCUAGCACCAGUGGUACCGUUCAAAACGAAUCGACGAAAACACCAGCCGAGAGAGUUUUGGACGAAACUUUGCCCGGUAGUUCCGGUAGCACAAGAAACGUCGAUUCAUCGACUGAACCUUCUCCUAGCACUUCUCAGAAAUCGGCUCACAAUCUUCUAACUCCGAGCAGAAUGUUUUCGGUGAUAAAAAAACCGAGCACGCUAAUCAGAGGUACUCAAACGUCGGAAUCGCGGAAGCACAAAGCGGAAGAUGCGAGCGAGCCGAAGGAGAAACGCCUAAAAAAGAGCAACGGAGCCAAAAGUAAAUCUUCGAAGAAGAGUAACAAAGACGGAAAGACUAAUUCGGCGCAGACGCAAACGUCGACUGUUAGGAAGGAAUUUCCUAUUAAUAAUGACAAAAGUGGCGCUAUUAUAUCUGAUGAUAGAGUUUCGACUGGGAGUUUGUCGGAGUUUAGGAUGAGGAGUCGAACGGAAGACAGUAGGGAAGCAGGUCCGAGCGGUUUGAAUCGACAAGAGAGCACCGAAACUGAAGAGGAAAUCAAUUUAGAACCGAAUCCCUCCACAUCGACCAGAGAAUCAGGUAGAGAUGCGAAUAGGACGGUCACAGACGAGUUAUUGUCUAACAUCAAAAGAAACGCCGAAGCUGAGGUUAGAAAUAGGAUAUUACCGAUAAUUAGGUCGCUACCAGCUCCAGACCGACCAGAAUUAAUUAGGUUAUUCGAAAACAACCGAGAGCAUGUCAAGAAGAGGUUCAAACAGAUGUAUCCACAAUUUUUACGAAAAACAGGUCGGCGUCAUUUUACCUGUUUCGGUAGCACAUCUGAAAGUAGUAGCUCAGAAGAGGAAACGAACAACAAUCAAAAUCAUCGUCUUUCUUAUUCUCAAAGACUGCCGUCUACAGACUCUACUGCUGCCACGAACUCCAAUUCUAACUCUAAUUCUUGUAACGAACUAGAGAGACUAGUUUUUCUUUUAACGGAAAUAGAUGAUAACGGUACGGAGAGAGGAGCUCAAACUUCCAGAGAACGGGAUACCCGAAGUAGUACCACGGAGGGUAACAGUUCAACUGCUGCAUCGAAUGCUCCGUUAGACAAUGCUUUUGUUCCUGAUGCUGCUAUUCCACCAUCUGCCACGGUUACGUUACCUGGAUCAAGUGAUGGUUCUGAACAAAGUCCUACACAAGACUCACCUUUUCGUCGUUUCAUUUCGUCAUCCGACCGAAGCGGCUGGAACGACUGGCAGAGAGUCCGACCCUUAAUGUCCAGCGAUUUUAGACGUGAUCUGUCUGCAGAUAGCCAAAGGCUGGAAUCGUCUUUCCAACCGCCGGCCACAGUUGCUAACACAAACACUAGAACGACCAACUCCACCAUAUACACUUCCAAUUCAUCUCCUAGACGAAGGUUUUUUUCGCAUAGAAUAUCGGCGUUUAUGCCAACUAGAGUAAACGUCAUUAGAUAUAGAAGAGUUCCUAACUACUUAUUAACAAGAAGCAGACUCAGUGGCAGGCCGUUGGGUUCUUCCACGUUCGGAGUCGAUGAGCUGUUCAAUUAUUCCGAACUGGACAAUUCGGAGGACGAUCCCCCGCCCCCACCGCCACCCCCCGACGCAGAUCAUCCGGAACCGCCGAUAGUUUCGUCGUCGGAGAGCUCUAUCAGUGAUAUGUACGCGAAUAUCGUUCGCGAUUUAGAGUCCACGUUGGACAAUGUUAUUAGGAUGAGGAGUUCCCGACCGGGUGAAACAUCAAGCAUAUUAAGUAGUUUUUCAGACAGACUUACAAGUAUUUUGACUCAAUCUGAUACAAUAUUAAGAAACAUUACCAGUUCUAUGGAUGUUCUGGUAUCUAACACAAAUAGGUAUCCACAAGCAGAGAGUUCCAACACUCCCUGGUACUCCUGUUACGAUUCCAAUUUCUACGUUCGCGACCAACGUCUGGACCUUUCACCUGAUGCCAAUAAUUCAGAUACAGUCAAUUUAUUUGACAUAUUCAGUCCUAGACCGAAUUAUAAUGCUGUAGCAUCGGACCACACUUAUCCUAGGACGAGGAAUCCGGACGAGCACGGCAAUCCAGAAUCCGGAUCACAGCUGGUAACAACAAUACGUGCGAUGAUUAGGCAGAUUCAAGGUCAAGCCAGAAUACUCAGACAACAGGUUGAAAACAUUGAACGCAUCGAUCGAGCUAUGAUCGAGGUAGAGCAGCUACAGGUCAUCCGACGACUCAUCGUCGACCUGAUUCGACACCUCGGGAACACAUCCGGCAGCCCAGGUGUGGCAAGCAGCCGCAGCAGUAGAAGCGGCGUGUCCAGCGUGCGGCAAAUGAUGGCAGGCACGAGAAUAAGCGAUUCCACGCCGGGUGAAUCGAGCGCCGAUAACAGGAGACCUUACCGAACCUUCCAUAGUCGUAUUCACGGCGAAGGCAACGGAGGAAGUUGUAGAACCGAAGGACUAGGUAGUCAACGAACUGACGGGGGAAAUCCUUCCGGAGAAGGAACUAGUAGCGGCAGUAAUCCGCUGACGAACUCGGUACUGAGAAGCGGCGGCAGAAAGACGUAUCCUCCGUCAAAGAUGUGUCGAUCUACACCGAGUACGUCCACCACCAGCAACGCCACCCCGGAGCCGUUCUCUCCUUCCUCGUCCUUCAAUAGUCGCUACCAGUUAUCCUCCAAUUAUUCCGUCAUCAACGCUAACACCAUGGGGCUGAUGACCAGGAGGCUGGAGAUCCUGUUGACUGAAGAAAUGGCGGCGUUCACGACGACCAAUCAGCCGAGACAGACUCCCACCAGGGAUAGGGAAUCUCCUUCGACCAUCGAUCUGGGGGAACAUAUUCUGGCUCACCGAUUGAACGGUUGUAUUCUCAGGAUGAACAGAAUACUAGGUAAUCCCAAUUCUGCGUCUUUGAGCCUUUACCGGGCGGAUCCAAUAUUGGCAGUUGCCCAAGACGGUGUAUCUAGGUACGGAGCUCGACACACCUUAAGCCUCAUCAUAGACAGCAUGAGUCGUCAUGUAGAAGAUCUAGGAGAUUCUUCUAUUCCUCAUGGACAGCAGAUGCACGGAGUAUUAGCAAUGUCCUUACUACUCACGGAGCUAAUGUUUCUCGUGGUGGUAGAUUCUAUUCCGCCACCCACAGGGGCGAUUACGUUCUACGAUAGGAUAUCACUGACUUCGAGGUUAGACAGAUUAUGCGGACAGAUGCUGGCAGCCAGACAAAGUUCUUAUUUGUCCCAACUCACAAGAUGUCUCAGACUGAUGAAGAUUACGAUGAAGCACGCCCAAAGUGUUCUCUAUCAAACUUAUAACGCGAGAAGAAGUACUUUGUUGCCCCGCAAUAACACGGACCGAAGAAUGUUGCUGGGAUCGAUAAACAGGUGUUUGAGAACGAUAAGACGACAGCGACAAGCGGAACAUAACUCGCCUCAAGAAACUCCAGACAGGAAUCAAGAAUCGACUGCAGAUACCGCAUCUACCUCAAGUACUUUUAACAAUAUGGAAUGGUAUUCGUCGAUUUCUGAGUUGAUAUCUCAGAUAUCAUCAGAGAACAAUGACGAUGAAAAUCCAGUUGACACUUCCCAACCAUCUACCUCUCGAGCGUUCGAAUCACCGAGUCAAGCCAACGACGUGUCUAGUAAUAACGACAACAGCGACGAUGACGACGAUGAUACCGACGGGUAUGGUAUGGGCAGAAGCAAUCUCUACAGAACCAGCAACAUCAAUCUGUCGCCCUCACCGGGAGCUGAUCAACCUGCAACUACUAGCGCAUCAGUAUCGCCACCUGCAACGCGUUAUUCCAGGCCUUGGAACGUUCCUCUGGUAGCAGUGAAUGACGUCCCAGUUACCGAAACUCCCACGUUCACCCAGCGCUUUAUCAGCCAACGAGCCAGGUUCGCGGAACGGCUAUCGGAAAUGCGAUCUAACCCUCAGAUAGUGGGACUCCUGCGACCAGGGUUUUUGCAUCCGCUGUAUUCCAGCGUCAAUCCUUUCGACGCCGAUCUAGAUGAUCCGCGCGAGCAGAUCUACGACAGCGACAUGAUCACUACUGUCACUCCAAACCAUCGGAUACAAGCAUGGGACGUGUCCGAUUGGGGUAUACCUACAAUUGCGAGUCGUACAAGGAACGUUGUCGUAAGCGAAUGCAAGAUCCACAACGAUGCCAGCGUUGAUAUAGCCAAAGACGGAUCUAUCCUGGUAACUUUGCUGCCUUCGGGAGGAUAUUUGAACGUCACAAACCGAUUAGGAGUGUACAGUCUGAAGUGGAACACACUCGGUCAAUGUUUAUAUACCACCAGUUUCGAGCAGAACGCCGUGUCCGUGUCCCUAUCGCCACUGAGCCGGCAUCUGGUCGUCGGUUUAGCUUCCAGAAUCGUCCCUAGCGAUAGAUGGAUCAUGGCGAGAGUGUUUAAGAUCCAACAAAAGGACGAACCGGGUGACAGACUGCCAGCGAUCCGGGAAUUGGAGCAGAAUCGCGACAGUAGGAUAAAUUGUAUCAGAUGGUUGCCGACGUCCGGCCAAGGAUUUAUUUACGCCACUAAUACGGGACAAUUGGUAGUAUUGACGUAAAAAAUGCAGGGGAAUUUACGUAAUGGUGUAUUCGAUUAAUCGUGCAAGGUGGGGACAGUUUAAUAUGAUUGAAUGGUUGUUUCAUCUGUUUGCUGUAUCUCUUUCCACACAAUUUUUGGUGAAAUUUGAUCAUAUAGAGCAAAUUUUGCCAGUUAGAAAUCAUAUUUUUAUUAAUAGGAUUGAAUAAGUAGCGUCUUUAAAUAGUUCUAUUGAGGUUGUUUGAAACGUGCUAAAAUUUGCAACCUUAUAAUAAGUUUGCCUGUCAAAAUUGACUGACAAGUGACAUUGACAGUUUGAAGCUUGGGAUUGUAUUAUUACUAAGAUAAUAUAGUGAAUCCCAAAGUCAAUAUACUUUGAUAACUGAUUAAAUCUGUUAGAUGCGAGGUACUCCAAACAGCUUGAAAAUCUCAUGUUAUGUAUGAAUUGUUGAUAGAAUGAAAAUAUUUUUCGAUUUUUGAUGUACUGUAUGUAAAUGUUAAACUGAUUCGUAGAAGCUUGUAUAAAACAAUUUUAUGCCAGUUUAUCUAUUGAUAUUUUAUUCGGUCUAAGCGAAUUGGACGUAUGUCUUUUGUGAAUAAUACCACAUUAUUGUAAAAAAAAAACCAAUUUUUUUCAGUUUUUAUACCAGAAUUUGUUAAAAUAUACAUUUUAAAAAGUAUAAUUUCUCAAAAUUUUUACCAAAGAUGCACAAUUUGUCAAAUUAAUUCAAUUAUGUGGUAUUAUAUAAUAUAAUAAUUUGUACUGAAUUUGCAGUUACUAUUAGACAAGACGUUGAUUUAAUAUACAUAUAAAAAAACUAUUCGAGAUCUUUGCAAAAAUUGUACACCGAAAAAGUUCGUACUUGAGAAACAUUACUUGUACUGCACGGAAAAUUGGAUCAUAAACAGAAUGAAAUAAUAAAACGUUGAUUAUUCAAAGACAGAGCACCUUAGAGCACUAUUUCAGAUUUCCAGAGUCUAAAUACAGGGUGAGUUUGUAGUGCGGUUUUGGUUGAUAAUUCCACUAUGAGAAUAUCCAAAAAAGUUGUUUAGAAAAAAUGUAGGCAAUAAUAUUCUCCAGGGUUGAAAAAUAUGCCGAAUGCACAGGGUGAUUAAUAACUAGGGUAAAGGGAGGAGAGAUGAACCACCUUUUAAAAAACUGAAGCCUGUUUCUUUAUUAAAUAAACAUCAGAAUAGAAAAAAAUUGUAUAACAUAAAUUUACAUUUAUUUAUACAAAUAUUGCUUACCUUAUUAUGUAAAAUGAAUAAUUAUUUAUGUAUUCCUUCUUUAUAUACAGAGUGUUUAUUUCAUAGCGAUUUCAAAAUAGAAAUGAGCAUAACUAGUUAAAUACCCUGUAUAGUAGUAUUGAAUCCAGUAUUGUAAGAGCAGGGAUUAUGAGAGGAAUCCAAAUAUGAGAAAAUAUAUAGGAUGUCUUAUUUAAAAAACUAUGUUUGCUUCACCACGUAGUGAUUAAUCAC
Messenger RNA from Diabrotica balteata, 7359 nucleotides. The record is from the annotation of a GenBank genome assembly. Lineage: Eukaryota; Metazoa; Arthropoda; Insecta; Coleoptera; Chrysomelidae.